AUGUCGACGGCAUAUCAUAACGGCGGGUAUUCGACAGGCGACAGCCUUGUUCCUCCGCCAUCCCUAUUGUCGCGACUUCUCUCGACGCUACCUCCGGAAAUCAUGCACUGGUUCGGGAGGGACAGACAUGCGUAUAGUAGGGUUGAAAGGAGGAGAGGAGGUUGGAAUUGGAAUUGGAGGGCUCUAGCAAGUCUACCGCAUCUAUUCGUUGUGAUUUGGGUGUUGGUUUUAUGGUGGGGGGAACGGUGGGUGUUUUGGGAUGCUGUUAGAGAGUGUGAGUGGGGGAGGUGGGAAAGAUGGCCAAAAGAAGCAACGCCUCACCACCUCAUCUUCCUCGCAGACCCCCAGAUCAUAGACCCGCACUCCUACCCCGGACGGCCAUGGCCGCUCGAGACAUUCACGAUCUUACAUACAGACAAUUAUCUGAAAAGGAGUUAUAUCUCGCUGCAGAAACUGCUGCACCCGGAUACGGUCUUCUUUCUGGGUGAUCUUUUCGAUGGAGGCAGAGAGUGGAAGACUGCAAAGGGAAAUACGCAAGAUCCAUCCUGGGCAAGCGGUCGGAGGCCCUCGGGCGAACAAGCUUAUGCCGAGACGUGGGGGAAAAGAUACGGAGAGGAUUUUUGGCUGCAUGAAUAUGAUCGAUUUGGGAGCAUAUUCGACAAAUACUGGAACGUUGCGGGCGCGGAACCGGGGCCAGGACAGAGGGGGAGGAAGAUUAUUUCGAGUUUGCCUGGGAAUCAUGAUCUGGGAUUUGGAGAGCAGAUUAAGAUCCCGAUACGGAAUCGCUUCGAGGUGUAUUUUGGGGAGACGAAUCGGGUGGAUGUCAUUGGCAACCAUACAUUUGUCUCUGUGGAUUCUGUCUCGCUGAGUGCCGGUGAUUCAACGCACGAUACGAAGGCGAUUACGCAGCCUGUGAACGACUUUCUCGAGAAUGUUCAGAUUAUGAAGCGGAAGGCUGUGGCGAAAGAAUUGGCUUUUCAGAGGGGCGAGGAGAGACUUUUAAGGGCUAAACAUAUUAUUGCCGAUUUGGAUAACGUGGAUUUUGAUGAUCCACCUACGCUGGACCCAGGGCCACAUGCUCCUGGAUUCCCCACAAUCCUUCUUACCCAUGUCCCCCUUUUCCGGAACGUAGGGACACCUUGUGGUCCAAAGAGAGAACGUUCGCCCCCAACGAAACCACCAAAAGGCCAAACGCAGCCUGUAAACCCAGACGAGCCAAACGCCAUUUCAAUUUCUAAGGGCUACCAGUACCAAAAUGUACUCAGCGAGGCCGACUCCAUCAAGCUCGUUUCCAGCAUUGGGAACGUGGGAUUAGUAUUUUCAGGGGACGAUCACGAUUACUGCGAGAUCAUACAUUCAGAAGCCAAGAAUCACGCUAGAGAAACCACAGUCAAAAGCAUGAGCUGGGCACAGGGGGUACGAAAACCAGGGUUCCAAAUGCUCAGCAUGUGGAAUCCUGUUGGACCAGACGGAAACCCGCUACAUUCAACACACACAGGUCACGGGUCCGGCGCAGCAACAGCAAUAACCACCGAAAGUCAUCUGUGUCUCCUUCCCGACCAAAUAGGCAUAUUUAUUCGCUACUUAAUACUUAUACUUAUCACCUUCACCGCGCUCAUCAUCCGCGCAGUUCUCACGCCCGUCCUAGGUCUCACUCCUUUCUCAUCUUCUUCCACAGCGUCUCAAAACCCAGACGACAGCACUCUGCUUCCCGUGUCACAGAAACGAGAACCGGACGCGCACCGCUCGUCGAAUUCUUCUACCUCAUCUACAUCAUCUAACUCCAAAAACCUCGCCCCCCGCAGCAGCGCAGCCCGCACAAGGAGCGUCAGUCCUGCCAAAGGGUAUGGGCUCCCUGCGUCUCAAGUCCGCUUCGUUACACCUCCUAUAAGUCAAGCUGGUUACUACCCUAACUCAAACGGUAAUGGAAAUGGGAAUGGCAACGGCUGGGCAAAAGAAGAAGAAGAUUUCAACAGUAGCGUUCAGAGCUCCGGCAAGAACAAAAAGGUUGACACGCCGCUAAGAAUUAUAUGGCGGGAAACGUGGACGAGUAUUUGGCGAGUAGCGUGGAUUGUGAUGGGGGUGUAUUUAUGGUUAAUUUGUUUCUAUCCUGUGUAG
Lachnellula hyalina is the source of this 2118-nucleotide messenger RNA. RefSeq names its product Cell division control protein (gene CDC1). The transcript has 2 exons. The coding region runs from base 1 to 2118 and encodes 705 amino acids. Gene Ontology annotation, biological process: GPI anchor biosynthetic process. NCBI's taxonomy places the organism in Eukaryota, Fungi, Ascomycota, Leotiomycetes, Helotiales, Lachnaceae. The record is from RefSeq and is a predicted model, not a curated record. Gene Ontology annotation, cellular component: endoplasmic reticulum.